Messenger RNA from Planococcus citri (citrus mealybug), 3444 nucleotides. RefSeq names its product presequence protease, mitochondrial. The record is from RefSeq and is a predicted model, not a curated record. The transcript is spliced from 2 exons. NCBI's taxonomy places the organism in Eukaryota, Metazoa, Arthropoda, Insecta, Hemiptera, Pseudococcidae. Gene Ontology annotation, biological process: protein processing. Bases 243 to 3284 code for a protein of 1013 amino acids. Gene Ontology annotation, cellular component: mitochondrial matrix. Gene Ontology annotation, molecular function: metal ion binding; metalloendopeptidase activity.
UGUGUGUGUUGCGUUAUCAGUAAGUUAUCAAAAAAUUGAGAGAUGCAUUAAUUUUAUACGAUUUUUACGAAUUGUGAAUCUCCUUUUAUUAUUAAUAUACCGGUUACAGAAUAUUAUGAUCUUUGAUUGACACAGAUAAAUUCCAUCGUUUUGAAUAACUUGAAAAGUAAAGUAAAAUCCUGCCAUUUUAAAUAGAAACAAAACUAAAUUCGAGUGCCCUUUAAUUCAUCGAAUCCGCGACCAUGUAUUGGCGUGCAAGCCCAGUUCUCAAGAACUUAUUCUCCUUGAGAAACCUUCGAGUCGACAGACGUUUUUCGAGAACCACUCCGCUCAGGACAUGUGUACAAAUGGGGAAAACAGCUGCUGUCCAGACUGACGCGGAUUUCAAAGAAGGUUCCGAAAUCGAAGGUUUCAGAGUGAAUCGAGUUGUAAAAAUUCCAGAUUUUCAUUGCAACCUUAUUCAGCUAGAUCACACCGGUACCGGAGCCAAAUACGUUCAUGUGCAACGAAAUGAUAAUAACAAUGCGUUUUCGAUCGCAUUCAGAACCACGCCUUUCGAUUCGACCGGUUUACCUCAUAUUUUAGAACAUUUAGUUUUAUUCGGUAGCGAAAAAUAUCCUUGCAGAGAUCCAUUUUUCAAAAUGUUGAAUCGUUCUCUGGCCACGUUUCUCAACGCUAUGACGUAUCCCGAUUUCACCAUGUAUCCAUUCGCCACGCAGAAUUACACGGAUUAUUAUAAUUUAAUGUCCGUUUACUUGGAUGCGGUGUUUAGACCAAAGUUAAGACAACACGACUUUAAAUUGGAAGGCUGGCGUCUAGAACACGAAGAUGUGACCGAUUCUAAAUCUCCGAUCAUUUUCAAAGGAGUUGUAUUCAAUGAAAUGAAAGGCGUCUACUCGGACAAUCAGAACAUAUUUAUGGAAAAGGUGUUGAAUUUCGUACUGCCGAGUCACACGUAUGGUGUGAACUCGGGUGGAAAUCCUCUAGAAAUUCCUAAUUUGACGCACGACAAAUUGGUAGAUUUUCACCGAAACCAUUACCAUCCGUCUAACGCUCGCAUUUACUCUUACGGUAAUUUCAAUCUGGUUGAUCGUUUGAAAUUCAUCAACGAACAGUACCUGCAGUAUUACGACAAUUGCCCGGAUCUUGGCGAAAAGACUGUCGUGCCUUUGGAGCCUCGUUGGAAACAACCGACCAAGAAGAAUAUCGCCGGUAAACACGAUCCGUUAGCGACCGACGUCGAAAAGCAGUCUGUGUUAGGAGUAACAUACUUGUGCAACGACGUUCGCGAUGUACAUCAGCUUUUCGUUGGCAAAGUGGUUUCUCAGCUGAUGAUCGAAGGACCUACUUCGCCGUUUUACAAAAAACUCAUAGAACCUGAUAUCGGUUGCGGAUAUUCUCCGGGUACUGGGUACGAUGCGCAUACUCGUGAUGCCACGUUUUCAGUCGGCUUACAAGGUAUUCAUCGGAAUGAUUUUGAAAAAGUUGAGAAAAUCAUAUACGAUACGAUGGACGAAUGCGUGCAACAGGGUUUCGAUCAAGCAAACGUUGAAAACAUCUUACACGGAGCCGAAUUAAGUAUCAAACAUCAGAGCUCCAAUUUCGGGCUCAACUUAUUAUUUAGCAUCGCUCCUAUAUGGAAUCACGACGGCGAUAUUGCGGAUGCUUUGAACAUCUCUAAACAUAUUUCUCAAUUCAGAAACGAUUUGAAAAACAAGCAUUACCUUCGUGAAGUCGUCGACCAGUAUUUUAAAUCGAAUAAUCAUCGUUUGAUAUUAACGAUGUCUCCCGAUCAACACUACGAAGAAAACAUAAAGAAACAGGAGACCGAUCUAUUGCAGGCUAAACUAUCCGGUUUGUCUGAAUCGCAAUUACAAGAAAUUUAUAAAAUCGGUUUAGAACUGCGCGAAGAACAAAAUCGUAAAGAAGAUUUAUCGUGUUUACCAUCGCUUAAAAUUUCCGAUAUUAACGAAGAUAUCAAAAAGGUCGAUCUAGUUGUACCACCGAAGGUACCAGUUCAACUGUGUACAGUUCCUACGAACGGCGUCACGUAUUUCAGAUCUUUAUUGAAUACCGUCGAUGUACCCGAUGAUUUGAAAAGUCUGAUACCGCUAUUCGCUCAAAUAAUAUCGCAAAUGGGAACUGAAACUUACGAAUACGGUGUUUUCGAUCAAAUGGUUCAAAAUAAAACCGCCGGUCUCAACUUCUCCACGCACAUUAUCGACAGUGUUGAUAAACCGGGCGAAUUCGAAGAAAACUUGAUACUCGGAUCGCAUUGUUUGGAUAAGAACACUGAAAAUAUGUUCGAUCUUUGGUCGAUGUUAUUCAACGAAAGUAAUUUAACCGAUCUGAAUCGAUUUUCCACUCUAGUGAGAAAUAUCGCCGGAGAUUUGGCCAACGAUGUCGCAGGUUCGGGCCAUUUAUACGCCACUCUGCAUGCAGCAUCUCAUGUAAGUCCAUCGGCAUUCAGAAUGGAGCAGUUUGGAGGAUUAACGUAUAUCAAAAAAAUGAAAGAAAUCGCCAACAACGAAGAUUUGACGCCUACUUUGAAAAAGAUGAAAAAAAUCGCCGCUAUUGUCCUCAACAAGAACCGAAUCCGGUGCGCUUUGAAUUUAUCGCCUGAAAAUGAUCGAGGGUUCGGUAGCUUGGAAAAAUUCUUAUCUCGGGUCCCCGGUGAUUAUACAAAUUCCGUUAAAUCAACUCUGCCGUUGAAUAAUUCAUUUUCUACGUACCAUUUUGUUCUGCCAUUCGAAGUAAAUUAUGUUGCGAAAGCUCUCCCGGCUGUGCCUUACAACCAUCCUGAUUUCGCCGUUCUCAGGGUUCUGUGUAAAUUGGUGACUACCAAGUAUUUACUUCCUUUAAUACGCGAACGUUUCGGAGCUUACGGAGCCGGAGCUAAAUUAUCUUCGGGAGGAUGCAUUCAAUUUUUUUCGUACAGAGAUCCGAAUAACACCGAGACUGUUGAUAUCUUUGACGGAGUCGGCGAAUGGGUUUACAAGAAUGAAUUUUCAGAAGCCGAUAUCGACGAAGCUAAAUUAGGAGUAUUUCGCGACAUAGAUGCGCCUACACCUCCCAGCGAAGAAGGCAUGAGAUGGUUCGCGAAUGGAGUUUCCGACGAGGUAUUUUCUCAGCAUAGGUCUAGACUUUUGAAUGUAAAUAGAGACAGUUUAGCCUUAGCGGCUUAUAAAUAUUUAGACCCUCUUACAAUAAGAGUAUCCUCUGCAGUGAUAAUUGGACCCGAUAGCAAAAAAACAGACAGUUGGAACAAAGUUUAUAGCGAAUAAAAAGCAAAUAAAAUAGGAUUAUGUUGUGGCUGUGAUUCGCGGUAUCUGUAAAAAUGUAUAUAACUGUCAAUCGAAUUUACCUAAUGUUACUAAGAUUGUUUUUUUUUUCAAAUUUGAAGAAUAAAGUUUUUCAAAUUGUAAGAAUAAAGUUUUUCAAAUU